AUGAAAAAUCUAACUGAAUUCAUCCUAUUGGGACUAACAGAUAUCCCAGAACUUCAAACUGUCAUUUUCCUUUUUCUCUUUUUUACAUACUUGUUAAGUAUUUUAGGUAAUCUGACCAUCAUUGUCCUCACAUUACUGGAUUCUCACCUCCAAACUCCCAUGUAUUUCUUCCUUCGUAAUUUCUCCUUCUUGGAAAUUUUCUUUACGUCCACUUUUACUCCUAGAAUACUGUUCAGCAUCUUAACUGGGAAUAAAACUAUCAGCUUUGCUGGAUGCUUCACUCAGUAUUUCUUUGCCAUCUUCUUUGGGGCCACUGAGUUUUACCUUCUGACUGCUAUGUCCUAUGACCGCUAUGUGGCAAUCUGUAAACCACUGUAUUACGCAACCAUCAUGAACCACAAGGCUUGUAUACAGCUGGUGCUCUGGUCUUGGCUAUGUGGAUUCUUGAUCAUCUUGUUUCCAAUCAUCCCAACCACUCAGCUAAAGUUCUGUGCAUCCAAUGUGCUAAAUCAUUAUUAUUGUGACUAUGGACCCCUCAUGGAAAUAUCUUGUUCAGACACAAGUCUACUGGAACUGUUUGACUUUAUUUUAGCAGUUUUGAUCUUAGUGACCACCCUAGUACUGGUUAUUCUUUCCUACACAAACAUAAUCAAAACUAUUCUGAAGAUUCCUUCUGCUCAGAAAAGGAAGAAGGCUUUUUCUACAUGUUCUUCUCACAUGAUUGUCAUUUCCCUCUCUUAUGGAAGCUGCAUCUUCAUGUACAUAAAGCCUUCAGCUAAAGAAGGAGUUGCCUUCAAUAAGGGAGUAGCUGUGCUCAACAACUCAGUUGCCCCUUUACUGAAUCCAUUCAUUUAUACUCUAAGGAACAAACAAGUAAAACAAGCCUUCAAGGAAAUGACUAGGAAAAUGUUGCAUCUGUAUUCAUGUUAG
Molecule: messenger RNA, 930 nt
Organism: Cavia porcellus (domestic guinea pig)
Lineage: Eukaryota; Metazoa; Chordata; Mammalia; Rodentia; Caviidae
Product: olfactory receptor 6C4-like
Exons: 1
Coding region: 1-930 (309 amino acids)
Biological process (GO): G protein-coupled receptor signaling pathway
Cellular component (GO): membrane
Molecular function (GO): olfactory receptor activity; G protein-coupled receptor activity
Source: RefSeq, a predicted model, not a curated record